AUGGCGGUGGCAACUGUGCUGCUAUCUGCUUUGGCUGCCCAGCUCUCCCAGUCAGCCACUGCCCACUCAUAUGGGAUCUUCUGUAAAGGACUGAUGCGGACCCUCCUCAUCUUCUUUGAAUUGGCCUGGAAGUUCCGCAUCAAUUUCUCCUACCUGUACCUAGUGGCUUCCAUGAUGUUCAACGUCAGGCUACAGGUACACAUUGAGAUCUAUUAA
Python bivittatus (Burmese python) is the source of this 216-nucleotide messenger RNA. Lineage: Eukaryota; Metazoa; Chordata; Lepidosauria; Squamata; Pythonidae. The record is from RefSeq and is a predicted model, not a curated record.